Messenger RNA from Helicoverpa zea (corn earworm), 1125 nucleotides. Its product is annotated as homeobox protein Hox-A5-like. Gene Ontology annotation, molecular function: DNA-binding transcription factor activity, RNA polymerase II-specific; RNA polymerase II cis-regulatory region sequence-specific DNA binding. Gene Ontology annotation, cellular component: nucleus. The transcript is spliced from 2 exons. Gene Ontology annotation, biological process: regulation of transcription by RNA polymerase II. NCBI's taxonomy places the organism in Eukaryota, Metazoa, Arthropoda, Insecta, Lepidoptera, Noctuidae. The coding region runs from base 1 to 1125 and encodes 374 amino acids. The record is from RefSeq and is a predicted model, not a curated record.
AUGCCCGAAUCUACUACGUCCAGUCAGCCUUCGACGCCAAAUCCUUACAAUGGUACCAAUGGUGUUGUCACUUCUAGUGACGGCCGUUGGAAUCAAGUUGAUAGCACUAAUAUCUUGCAGAAUACAACGCCCCCGGAGUGGAAUGAAUUACCACCCCACAGCGUAGUAUCGAUUCCAGUGACUACCAACAAUGUGUCCAGUGAGUACCACGUCACCAGCAGCGUCAACAACAUCAAUGUACUCAGCAACCAAGUCGUGUACAACCCGCCUAGCUACAUGAACAUACCCUACCAAAGAAACGGAACACCUAAUGGAUACACCAUUUUGAAUCCUUCAAGAGGAUUAAACACGCAGAUAGUAAAUGGACCUAAUCUCCUCCGCACUCAAAACGGUCAGCUAAUUGGAGGACCCGGUUGGCAGAAUCAGUCGGCUCUUGGAAGAUACAUUUCUCAGUCACCAGGAUGGACAAGCAACAAACCUGCAGGAGGAGUGAAGAAACAGAAACGCAUCAGGACUGCGUUCACAAGCCAGCAAAUGAUGGAGCUAGAACAGGAAUACUCAAGGACCCGCUAUUUAGACCGCGCUCGGAGGAUUGAGCUCGCUGAGAUUCUGCGUCUAAACGAACGCACCAUCAAAAUAUGGUUCCAGAAUCGCCGCAUGAAGGAAAAGAAGGACCGAGCCGAGUGUUUGGAAGAUUCUGAAGAAGCCAGUACAACUGAAUCCUCUCCUGAAAUGGGUAAUAUUCCGUUGCUGAUUCACGAGCAGUACUCAAGCAUGAAGAACGAGGUAUACAACCAGGGAAAUGUUUACUUGGAGUCAUAUCCUAUUGUGUCUACUCCUGUAGCGAUGCCAGCUAACAGCUUAUCGACCUCGAUGCCUGUUCAGAACUCGGUACAGACUAUGUACCAGACUUUCAUGUCGGGGGAGGAAUGUCAGGGGCAGUACCAGCACGUGCAUUUACAGAUGCAGCCUUACCAACCUCCUUACCCUGAGGUACAGGAGAUGUCUCCAGAAGAGGAACCUAAAGUGGAAACUGAUGCACCGAGCGCUCCCAGUAAUAUCAUUGAGAAAAGUUGCGACUUGUCAUGGAUCAGACCUAUUCAGUACGAAGACGAAUAUUAUUAA